GUCGUUUCAAUGGCUUUCCACAGCAGCUGGACGCCGGCAUUUACUGGUUUGGCCCCGAUGACCAAUCGGAGAAGGCCACCGGAUACCCAUCAAAGUUCUAUGAUCCGAGCAAGCCCACAAUGUUGUACUUCCAUGGAUGGACGGGUGAAGGUCAGGGUUGGACAAGCCGAUGCAAGCGUCUCACAACGAGAUGUCAUCCCGACAUUUGUCCAAAUGGAGGAGGUCAACCCUUGGUGAACUCCUGGCUUGAUGAAGGUUGGAAUGUCGGUUUCUUUUACUGGGACCAGUUCGCUGAUGAGGCAUGCGUGCGAGAUGCCGAGCAGAAGCUGUGGUUCGACAAGCGAGGAGAUGGAUUCCGUUGGAAAGCAUACAAUCUUUCAUCAGGUGUGGCCUAUUACCAAAACUACAACGAGGCAUUGGAUGAACUAUCUGUGGCAGACAUGUGUGCCUUGAACGUCAAGAAAGCAAUGGGCUCCUUUGGUGGUUCGCAAGUGCGAUUUGUGGGCCACUCCUUGGGAGCACAGUUGGCUGUUCGAUGCGCUUCGAUGCUGCAUGUCGAGGACCAUCCCGCAGCUCCCGGAAGGUUGUCGUUGCUGGAGCCGUACUUCAGCAAGCACAGUCAUUUGUUUUUUGGCUGCCACGGCGAAGUGACGACCCACGAGGGAAUGGGUGAUUUUGCCGAACGGCUAACGGUUGAAUAUGUUCAGAACAUGUGGAAACGAAAAAAGGUCGUCACCGAUGUGUACAAGAGCUCGUUAUUGACAGAGAAAGCUCCGGAAGACUCCCCCUACACCGAGCUGAAGAACAUAGUCGAGAAUGGAGCUGUUGGUGGCUUCGAACACACUUUGGUAGGCAACCUGGGAGCUGGCCUCGUUGGAGAAGAUCUCGAGAGGGCCUCCACGCUCGUCGAGUACGAACCCGAUUGGUGCGAAGGUGUCAAGACUGAUGUCUCUGGAGACGUGGAACAUCUUGGUUGCAGGCAUUGCGCUGUCAUGCCGUUGUAUCUACUGAGCUUCGGACGCAGAGCACCUGAAUUGAGCCCGCCGAUUCGUUCUGCUGAACCGGGUUCAGCCCUCAGCUCAUGCAUGACGCCCUCUGCGUCCUGCCUAGACGAGCAGGUGCGUGAGUGGGUUCAGCGACAGCUGGACAUGCAACCGGCACACCAGUCCUGGAAGCAGACGGGCGGCAGCAAUACUUUCGACGGGUCCGAUGACAGCUUCAUCCUGAAUCCUUCCAUAAAGCAAGGAAUCAAGCUUGGAUUGCAAAGCGCGAACUCCCUGGUGCAACUUCCCGUCAAGCGGGAAAAGCCGGAGGACCUCACAUUCACAAGAGUCGUGACGACUCCUUCACUUUUUCUGUUGGCUGCGGUGGCCAUCAUGUGCACCGUCGCCGGCUGUGUCGUGGUUCUUCUACCGUUCCUCCACAGAAGACACGACAGCGAUGACGAGUCGCUGGCAACAUCCAGGCCGUACUCACGGAAGGACUACAACUACAAGGAUCCCUACAACCACAAGGAUCCCGAGCUUGGGCUCGGAUACGAGAACUUACUGGCUUCACCCGGUGGCUCCUUUGCAUCUUCCUAUUCAGGUCAGCGGAUUGUCCUGGCAACACCACCUGGUGUAGCAUCCCCUGGCGUGACAUCGCCUGCUGUCACAUCGCCUGGUUUCGCUCAUUCAGUGUACACUCACGUCAAUCGCGUGUCUUAA
This is a messenger RNA of Symbiodinium necroappetens, 1706 nucleotides long. The record is from the annotation of a GenBank genome assembly. Lineage: Eukaryota; Dinophyceae; Suessiales; Symbiodiniaceae.